Molecule: messenger RNA, 3515 nt
Organism: Pimephales promelas (fathead minnow)
Lineage: Eukaryota; Metazoa; Chordata; Actinopteri; Cypriniformes; Leuciscidae
Gene: arhgap45a
Product: Rho GTPase activating protein 45a
Biological process (GO): signal transduction; activation of GTPase activity
Cellular component (GO): membrane
Molecular function (GO): GTPase activator activity
Source: RefSeq, a predicted model, not a curated record
GGAAGAGAGUGCGCGCGCGGGAGCGAGUAACUGAACUCUCAUGAUGGGGAAGUAACUGUCAGUCACAGAAAGACCAAGAGAAGACAUUUUCACAAGUAUUUCGCUCAUUAUUGAAGAUUUGCGGUACGAUUUAUGAGAACAGUGUGAACAUGUUUUCUCGAAAGAAAAAGGAGCUGACUACUAAAGCAUCUCCAGUCUCCAAGAAGAGCAACUCCGUUCAAAACCCUUCGUUGUCCAUCCUCCAGGAACACUCUCACUAUGACACUAUCGAUGGCCUCUGCACGUUGGCUCCUCCUGACUCGGUGCCCUCGUCCUGCCCGGGGACGCCGGCCGCCCACUCCAAGCUAACGGGGUGCAGUUCUCCUGUCGGGACCAUCAAGCGGCCCACGGGCCUCAGCCGCCACGCCAGCGCCGCCGGGUUCCCCUUCCAGACGGCUGGGACGUGGAGUUUCCACAAGAGCUAUCCUCGGGCCGCUCUCAGCUACGGACACGCAGACGGUGGCGAAGCGUCGGCCAUCGAGGUGGAGGACAUUCCCUCGCUGCUCAGAGACGUCGCCCGCUUCGCAGAGGCUGUGGAGAAGCUAAAGGACAUGGUGCUGGGCGAAGUGAAAGAGGAGCCGUGCAGCAGGCCGGUGGUUCACGAGUGUUUAGGGGAGGUUCUGCGUGUUUUACGGCAGGUUAUCAGCACGUACCCUCUGCUCAACACUGUGGAAACACUCACCGCAGCAGGAACUCUUAUCUCAAAGGUCAAAGGGUUCAGUUAUGAAGGCACGACUGACGCUCAGAAGAAAGACUUUGAGAAGGCCAUUGAGACCAUUGCUGUGGCCUUCAGCAGCAAUGUUUCAGAGCUGCUGAUGGGAGAGAUUGACAGCACUACUCUUCUGUCCCUGCCGCCCACAGAAAAAAGCAGGUCUAUGGAGGACCUGUACCGGGUGUCAUCAGGUCAGGGUUCGGAAGGAGGAGGGAAAUACACCCACCAGGACUGCAUGAGUCCACAGGAAGUUGAUAUUCUCCUGCAGCGCAGUGAAGGCGGCGUGGACUCGGCUCUGACUUAUGCCAAAUAUAUUGCCAAGUACAUGAAGGACAUCAUCAGCUACGUAGACAAGAGGAUCGCUCUCGAGAACGAGUUUUCUAAAGGUCUUCAGAGACUCUACCAGUCCUGCAAACAGAACAUCAUACAGGAACACAUGCCGUUGUUGUCUAUCUUCUCUCUGGCUCUCGAGCAGGACUCGGAGCAGAGCUGCGGUUUACAGCAGACCACAAACAACGUUUACACACACUCGUUUCUACAGCCCAUGACACAGCGGAGACAGGAACACGAGAAGAAGCGCAGAGACAUUAAAGAGCAGUGGCAGAGAGCCAAGAGGAAACUGGCCGAUGCCGAUAGUAACCUGCGCAAGGCACGUCAUUUGUACGUGAGCCGCUGUGAGGAGUACGAGAGAGCUCGGACAGUAGCCAAUAAGGUUGAAGAGGAACAAAGUGGAACCACUAAAGCUUUGGACAAGAAGAGACGACUAGAAGAGGAAGCACGCAACAAGGCGGAGGAGGCCGAGGCGACGUAUCGCACCUGCAUCGCGGACGCCACGACUCAACAGCAGGAGCUGGAGGACAUGAAGGUGAACGUGCUCAAACAGAUCCAAGAGCUCAUCAGACAGACAGACCAGAUCCUGCGAGCGUGCACCAUCUCGUACUAUCAGACGAUGCAUGUUCAGACGGCAGUGCUGCCGGUGCAUUUCCAGACGCUCUGUGAGAGCUGUAAGCUGUAUGACCCGGGUCAGCAGUACGCCUCGUACGUCAAAAACCUGCAGCUCCGCACAGACCUGCCCGUACAGUACCAGUUUGAGCCGUACUCUGCGUCCAGCCACCAGCAUGUUCGAACCCGGAACAACAGCUCUGAAGCUCCGCCCACCUCAGAGGAGGCAGGAUUUGGAGAAGGGGGCGUGGUUAAACAAAGACGAGGUCAAGGGAGAGACCAUCAUCAAGCUCACAAGUCCUGGCCGUCCACACUGAGUGACACUGACAGUGUUGGUCCAGGAAGUGGACUGGGUUCCCCGACCUCCAGCACGGGUGACAUCUCAAAACCUUCAAGGCCCGUUUCUGCAGCCACCUUGUCGUCCAAUGAAGAUAUAGAGGAGAGAGACGGCACCAUGACCCCAUUUGAACAAAGUAUUAAUGGGAUUGAACCAGAGAGCGUGGUGCCCACUGGACCUUUCAAAAAUGUGGGAUUGUCCAAAGCUGCAAAAACCCAUCGGCUGCGCAAACUGCGCACGCCAUCAAAGUGCAGAGAAUGCGACAGCUACGUUUAUUUCCAGGGCGCAGAAUGUGAGGAGUGUUUCCUAGCGUGCCAUAAGAAGUGUCUGGAGUCUCUGGCCAUCCAGUGUGGCCAUAAGAAGCUUCAGGGUCGCCUGCAACUCUUCGGACGGGAUUUCUCUCAGGUCCUGCAGGGCGAAGCGGAGGGCGUUCCCUUCAUCAUCAAGAAGUGCAUCACAGAGAUCGAGAGGAGAGCGCUCAAAAUGAAGGGCAUCUAUCGUGUGAAUGGCGUGAAGACCCGUGUGGAAAAGCUGUGCCAGGCGUUUGAGAACGGCAAAGAGCUGGUGGAGCUCUCGCAGGCGUCUCCACAUGACAUCAGCAACGUGUUAAAGCUCUACCUGAGACAGCUCCCAGAGCCCAUCAUGCCCUUCCGCCAGUAUAAUGAACUGAUGGGACUGGCGAAGGAGAGCCUGAACUCGGACGGCUCAGAGGCCGGUGAGGGGGUGAAAAGCCCCGAGCUGGUGGACCGUGGGUCAGAAACAGAACCAGAGGUGCAGACCUUAGUGCAGAAGCUGCGAGAGCUGCUCAAGCGGCUGCCACACGCCAACAUCUCCACGCUGAAGUACAUCAUCCGACACCUGCGCAGAGUGUCCGAGUUGGAGCAGGAUAAUAAAAUGAGCGCUAGUAAUUUAGGCAUCGUGUUCGGGCCGACCCUGAUGAGACCCAAACCCACGGGAGCCACGGUGUCGCUCUCAUCUCUGGUGGAUUACCCUCAUCAGGCUCGCAUCGUAGAGGCUCUGAUCGUCUUCCAGCAGAGCAUCUUCAUCUCCAGCUCCUCUUCCUCAGCCUCCUCUCCAGCCCAGAGCCAGGACUGUGAGACUGCAACCCACGAGGAGACAAACAGAGCGGAUCUGGAAUGCUGUCACUCGGUUGGUUCGUCUGGUUCUCAGGAGCGUUCGCUGGACUCAGACUCUGAUGUGGAGGAGCAGGGCAGAGCGAGAGGACAGCGCCCUCCUCUGGCGAGUCAGGAGAGCGAGACCAGCACAGAAGAAGAGCAAACCAGUCCCAGAGCGAGCCUGGACCUGAGCGCACUCCCGGAGACCAUCCCGGAGCAGAACACCAGCACAGGGGAAACAGAGGAACACGACCCCGAGCAGGUCUCAGAUCAGUAAGACCAGGGAGGCAUUAUGAGUUUAACCAUUUCAACCGUUAGCCCAUAUGUAUAUGUUAAUUCCCAAAGUCAAACAAUAGUCACAUUACAGGCA